This is a messenger RNA of Nycticebus coucang (slow loris), 1614 nucleotides long. RefSeq names its product TIMELESS interacting protein (gene TIPIN). The record is from RefSeq and is a predicted model, not a curated record. Gene Ontology annotation, molecular function: DNA binding. NCBI's taxonomy places the organism in Eukaryota, Metazoa, Chordata, Mammalia, Primates, Lorisidae. Gene Ontology annotation, biological process: replication fork processing; DNA replication checkpoint signaling; replication fork arrest. Gene Ontology annotation, cellular component: nucleus; replication fork protection complex. Bases 182 to 1030 code for a protein of 282 amino acids. The transcript has 8 exons.
AGUAGAGUAGGGGUGAGCAGGCUGGAGGACGGGACGGGACUGGAGAUGAGGGGAGGCCUGACCCGCCUGGACCUGUGGCGGCGGGCGCGCUUCCCGCCUUGUGUAGGUGUCUGGUUGCCGCUUACUACACCCAGCCUACACGUGUAGCGAGAGGAAGCGUAUUUCUGGUAUUGAGGAGAAGAUGUUAGAACCACAGGAGAAUGGCCUGUUUGACCUACCAGAUUAUGAGCAUAUAGAAGAUGAAACUUUUCCUCCUUUCCCACCUCCAGCUUCUCCAGGGAGACAAAAUGGUGAAGAAGCUGAACUUGAUGAAGAUUCAGGAAGUGGAGUACCUGUUCCUGUACCUCCAAAGAGAACAGUUAAAAGGAAUAUACCCAAGCUGGAUGCUCAAAGAUUAACUUCAGAGAGAGGCCUUCCAGCCUUAAGGAAUUUGUUUGAUAAGGCAAAAUUCAAAGGUAAAGGUCAUGAGGCUGAAGACUUGAAGAUGCUAAUCAGACACAUGGAGCAUUGGGCACAUAGGCUAUUCCCUAAACUGCAAUUUGAGGAUUUUAUUGAAAGAGUUGAAUACCUGGGAAAUAAGAAGGAGGUUCAGACCUGUUUAAAACGAAUUCGACUUGAUCUCCCUAUUUUACAUGAAGAUUUUGUUAAUGAUGAUGAAGUAGGGGAAAAUAAUGGCCAUGAUGUAUCUGCUACUGAUUUAGAUCCCUUUUUGACAAACUCAUCUGCAAGUGAGAAGUUUGCUUCUGAGUCAAAUAGAAUCCUAACAGAAGAGCAACAAGAAAGAAUCGAGAGAAAUAAACAACUGGCCUUGGAAAGAAGACAGGCAAAGCUACUGAGUAAUAGUCAGUCCCUAGGAAAUGACAUGUUAAUGAACACAGAGAUAGUUGAAGAGGUUAAUACUGGUGAGGAUCAAGAGGAGGAGUCAGAUGGACUAAACAAAGACAUUCUGGACAGUCCACAUAAUGACGUUCCUGCUAAUACUUUAAAUGAAGAGGAGGAAUUAAAAUUAGAGGAAACUCAACUGGACUAAUCCUUUUUAAAUGUGCAAUAGUAACUGUUUCAUCCAUAAAUGUUACUGAGGUUAGAUAGUCCUCCAAUAAGAGCAAAUGUAUGUUUUAACUAGUUAUCCUACAAGGUUGGGAUUACUAUGCAUUUGUCUACUUUGAGUGUUAUUUAUAAUUAUGCUUGUCACUUAUUAACUUCAGUUAUUUAUUCACUUCAGUGUUUUUUAUAUAGAUAUGACUGUAUAAAAUGAUUAGUUAAUAACCAGCUUCUGCUGCUAGUGUGCCACUGAAUGUCUUGUUUUCACUAAGUUGAAUGAUGUACAUAUGUUGAUAUUAGUAUCCAUUUUUUAAAAGUAAAAAUAAAAAAGUCUUAGAAUAUCUAGAGACUUUUUGAAAGUUCAUCGCUGUUUCUGCAAUUUACACUUUUAACAAUGUUUAAGGUUUAUGUAUUUUGAGGAGUCACUUUAAUGCUUAAAAGAGAACAUAAGAGGCUGCCCUCAUAGGUGCUAGGGAAUUCAAAGAAUGCUUCUUAGUAUCAUACCAACUGGUUGGAGAGAAACUUGCAAAGUAUCAUGGGGGAAAGUACUGGGAAGAACAUGUACAAAAACAA